AUGGAGCUUGAUGCUAAAAGAUGGCCUGAUGCUCCGAAUGAUGAUCCCUCAGCAUUCUACAAGGUUCCGCUCUCUAGAGUUAUAUACAUGGAGCAAUCUGACUUCCAAAAUGAGGAUUCGAAAAAUUAUUAUGGACUUGCCCCUGGUAAAUCAGUCUUGCUUCGAUACACUUUCCCAAUCAAGUGCACCAACGUUGUCUUUGCUGAUGACACUAAAACUGUUUGUGAGAUUUAUGUGGAGUAUGAUCCCGAGAAGAAGAUAAAGCCAAAGGGUGUUCUACACUGGGUCCCUGAAUAUUCACCAGGAAAAGAGCCAACUAAGGUUGAAGUCUGUUCAUUUGAGAACCUCUUUAACUCCGAGAACCCAGCUGAACUCAAUGAUGAUUGGCUCACUGACAUUAACCCCCAACUCCAAAGUGGUUAUUACACGGUUGACAAAGACUCUAUCCCGGGAAAGCUUGUGUUUAACCGGACGGUCACACUCAAAGAUGGCUACAAGAAAGGUGGGAAAUAGAAACACUCACACCAAACAUAUGAACAUGUGCUGGUCAAAAACUCCUUAAAACCCCUAAUAGAGUUAAAUAAUGGAGAAUGGAAUAUUGGUAGAAAGGCACAUUGUGGCAACAA
Messenger RNA from Arabidopsis thaliana (thale cress), 626 nucleotides. RefSeq names its product Ribosomal protein L25/Gln-tRNA synthetase, anti-codon-binding domain-containing protein. Gene Ontology annotation, cellular component: cytoplasm. The coding region runs from base 1 to 513 and encodes 170 amino acids. NCBI's taxonomy places the organism in Eukaryota, Viridiplantae, Streptophyta, Magnoliopsida, Brassicales, Brassicaceae. Gene Ontology annotation, molecular function: glutamine-tRNA ligase activity; nucleotide binding; ATP binding. The transcript is spliced from 6 exons. Gene Ontology annotation, biological process: tRNA aminoacylation for protein translation; translation. The record is from RefSeq and is marked reviewed.